UUAGCAGUGAAGCAGAGGUGUGCACUGUGCAGUGUAGCAGGUGUGCCCCUCCCCUCCUGUGUCAUCCCCACUGAAGUCAUCGGAGUGCGCUAUGGCGUGUCUGAGCAUGGUGAAGGCGGUGCUGGCGCGAGGCCUGUUCGUCGUCCACUCGUUCAUCACCGUCUGGAAGGUGGUGGACGUCAAGGGCGGCAACACGUCCUACUGGUUCCUGCUGACCGCCGUGCUGCUGCUCAUCUUCGAGGGCAUGGUGUCAGUCUGUGGCAGAUCGGGCAAGGAGCUCAAAUGGUUUUGUCCGAGCGUGUUUCUGUACCUAUGCUCCAUCGUGCCGCCGCUCUGGAUCCUAGAGCUGGAUCUCGCCAAAGAGAAGUGGUCAACCAAAAGAAACACAACCGCCGUCUCCGUGGAGAAGCUCUCACAGAUAUUGGACUUCGAAAUAGCUAUUUACCUGCCUCGCCAGCAGUGGGCUGAGGUCUUGGAACAGCUGCUCCUUGUCUUUCUAAUUGUCGGCCGCUGGUUGUUACCAAAGGGGGAGCUGUCUCGAGAACAGCUGUCUCAACUACUGCUCGCCUACCUGGGUCUCUCAGCCGACAUCAUUGAGUUGUUUGAGGCAUUCGACUGGCAAGAGGUCAUCGAAAAUACCGAGCUCACCUACAUUAUUUUGGGUAUCUGGUCGUGGUCUCUGCUGCAAUUCACCCUGGUCCUGACGGCGUCUCGCGGCCGGAAGCCCCGUCUCGGGAUGGAUUCUCCGCGAUCCAGUUCGCGUGAGGGUCCCACCUGUGAGGACUGGGCCGACAUGGACAUUAUCGCCAUUGUCUGCACGGUGCUGCUGCAGGACGGACCCUUCCUGCUGCUCAGGUUGGUGUUGAUUUUCCGGUACAAGGUGGUGUCUUACAUGAACAUAUUUUUCACAUGUAAGAACAGCUUGGUGACCAGUCUCCAGCUGUACCGGCUCUUCGUCCUGUGCUGCGAACGGCAAGAUCUCCGUCGGAGUGCCUCGGAGGAUGACUGGGAGAGCGGCUCUCUCUCCAUCACCGAAUCAGAAGCAGCUCACAGUUCCGUCCGCCCUGAGAGUCCCGGUUCAGCCACGGUGACCGAGGUAUCCUACGAGCCUCCGCCCUCCGUCCGACGUCGACGCUCCUCGCUACUGCCGAGUCGCCGCAAAUACUCGGGAAGAGACACCCCUUCUACCACUGCCGAGUCGACGCUCUCCCGGAGGCAGCUGCGCCGGCGACAGCGGCUGCUGCAGCUGGCAGCUCGACAGACAGCUCGCGGCUCCACCAGGCGUCGCGAAGGCUCCACAGAGGGUCGGGGGAACGUACAGGUGGAUGCGGUCGCUGGAAGACGCGGUCGAGAGGUGGGAGCGCUUCCUGCGGGCCUGAGUUCCAGUGAGAGUGAGUUAGAUGUGCUUCGCCGUGCUGCGCCGGUUGAGACGGAUGAUUCGGAGGGCCACCACACCUCUAGAUCACUGAGUUUCCAGUGUCUUCGUGAGCUGGAGCACCUGCACUGGAGCGCUACAUCGAGAACAGAACGAAACGGUGGUGAGAUCAACUGCAGCAGGCGAAAAGCAAGGCCCGAAACGCUGCCGGGACUCAGUCGCCUGAUUCAAGAAGAAGCACUUGUGCACCACAAUAACCCACAAUCACCCACUUCGGUGAAGUCAGUUUCGUUCAGGCAUGCACCGGCAGCAAUCAUAGCGCCACCUAGAAUACAUGUUGAGCCCCCAAGCCGGAGGAUGUCUAUAGAGGUCGCGCCGAACACUUUUAGUGGCCGUGGAUCGACCAGACGAGAUGGGUCUUCCAGUUGGCGGUCGACAGACGGUGCUACGGGCGGCAGAGCGCCGUCGCCGAUGGGCAGGAUGAAUCUCUUGCGUGUGCUGUCCAAAUCCAUUUCGCCUGUGAAUGGUGGUAGCAGCGGCAGACAGAGGGAGGAAGCGGGGAGGACAGAGGGUGGGAGGCACCGCUCGCGGAGAAAGAGACAGGAGAGCUAUGUUUGAUUUAGGUCCAUGACUUAGGUUAUAACGAUAGGUAAUAUGCCUUCAAUGUCGAUGGCGCAAGAAGAGAAAUGUUUUGAAAUCAGUGUUGUUUUUCUGGAACAAUUGUUUUGCUAAAUAAACUGCUGACGAAUACCCGAUAUG
Molecule: messenger RNA, 2134 nt
Organism: Amphibalanus amphitrite
Lineage: Eukaryota; Metazoa; Arthropoda; Thecostraca; Balanomorpha; Balanidae
Product: transmembrane protein 26-like
Exons: 7
Coding region: 92-1993 (633 amino acids)
Source: RefSeq, a predicted model, not a curated record